AUGGCUCUCUACGGCCUCCUAGGCCAGCCAGAAGAAGAUGCACUCCACAAAUCACGUCUCCUCAACGUGGAAGAGAAGCCCUUCAAGCGAAUCUCCAAGCGUCUCUUGAACCCUGACUCAAUCCUCGUCUCACAAUCCUCCCUCCCUACUACACCACCCGAAGAAAGUGACAGCAACCACGCGACCGCCGAAGCCCAAACCCAGAAAAAGCUCGAGGAAUGGCGCCACUUCCGAGAGGAUGUAUCACUGGAUUUUGCUGCUUUUGAAGCCAGUAUUGCGCGCGUCCAGUUCCUCAUCACAAGUAACGAGAAAGAGCGCCAGCGGUACGCCACCGAACGAGUACAGAUUCUGUCGACAAUGCAGUCCGUCCGGGAGAGCACAGCCGAUUUACGCAGCCAACUCGAAGAAGCUCAGCGAUUACUUUCUUUGCGCAAGACCUACGAUGAAUUGACCGACAAAAUCACCAGUAACCGCCUACUGAAGCCGCGCGAGGAUCAAUCAGCGAAUCUCCAAAAAUUGCGCACGGAGAUCGCAGAUCUGGAGAAUGAAAGCAAAGACUACGCCACGACAUGGGCUGAGCGACGAGAGCAGUUCGGUCGCAUCGUUGACGAGGGCAUGCAGCUCCGUCGGUUGAUCCGCGAUGAGAAGGAGGAGGUUGAGCGCCGGGAGGGAAUGCAGGAGGGUGUGGAUGGCGAUGAGGGCGAUUCUGCCUCCAAGGGCAAGAACAGCAGUGUCAAUACCCCCGGCCAGGACAGUGAGGGUACGACUCCGCCUCAGAUUCAAGAAGAGGCCCGGCCUGCCGCUUUGCUGGUUGAAAGGGGGGGUGCUGCGGGUCUUGCAUCACCUCUGCGCCAAGUCACCACCGCUUCUAAUAACGAGGACACAAACAUGGUCGAUGACGGUGAAAUCUCGGCGAUCAGUGAUGGUGAAUUGUCUGAGCUCGAGGAAGGGGAAGAACUCCCCGACGGGCACUACAAUGAGAAGAUGGAUACCACCUGA
Messenger RNA from Penicillium salamii, 999 nucleotides. The record is from the annotation of a GenBank genome assembly. NCBI's taxonomy places the organism in Eukaryota, Fungi, Ascomycota, Eurotiomycetes, Eurotiales, Aspergillaceae.